This is a messenger RNA of Symsagittifera roscoffensis, 1226 nucleotides long. RefSeq names its product tripartite motif-containing protein 43B-like. NCBI's taxonomy places the organism in Eukaryota, Metazoa, Xenacoelomorpha, Acoela, Convolutidae. Gene Ontology annotation, biological process: protein ubiquitination. Gene Ontology annotation, cellular component: cytoplasm. Gene Ontology annotation, molecular function: zinc ion binding; ubiquitin protein ligase activity. The transcript is spliced from 3 exons. The record is from RefSeq and is a predicted model, not a curated record. The coding region runs from base 192 to 1226 and encodes 344 amino acids.
UUGCGUUUUAAUUUUGAGAUAAACUAAACAGCUGAUUUUAUCUGAAAACUGCAUGUUUUAACUAUUGGUUUAUAAUUUUACAGUUUUUCAGUUUCUCAACUCACGUUACGAAAAUCUUCGGCUCCUAAGCUUUAAGUUCUGAAAUUUAAAAGCUUCAUUUUCCUACUAAAAAGACAUAGCCAGGAGACAAAAUGAGCGAUCCAUUUGAAUGCUGUAUUUGUCUGGAGACGCUUGUGAACCCAAAAGCUUUACAUUGUGGUCACUCGUAUUGUUCAACUCCGAAAGACUGCCUGCGUAUAGUUCUGACUAGUGACCCUAGAAAGUGUUCAAAAUGUCGAAAACCGAUUGCUGCCAGGAUUAGAAACGAGAACGACUUAUCGGUCAAUUACGAUUUGAAAACCGCAAUUGAAGCAUUACAACAGAGCACAUCAAGUGCUGUACAAGACAACCAAGCUGGACAAGACGUUUGCAGUGUUCACAAAAAAGCGAAGAGAGUCUACUGCAAGAACUGCUCGACCGCUAUUUGCGAAGAUUGUUGGAGCCAGAGUCAUGUAGAGCACCACGUUGUUCCGAUAAACUCAGUGCUCAAAGACUUAACUACAGCAUCAAACGAAUCUUGGAAACAUGUUGAACAGUAUCAAAACAAUUACCAGCGAUUGGUGACAAAUUCUGUUGAUCUAAACGAGGAAAUCGUCUCUAAUAUUGAAAAACUCGAAAAGUUGAUGGAGCUGAAACACAAAAUGCAAAACGCACGGAAUGUUGGAAAUUUCCAUGCAUUCGAGAAAAAGUCUUUACAGGAACUGAAUGAACAGAAAAAAAAGGUUGAGCAUAUGAAAUUAAGCAUUUCAGAGUUGUCUAACUCGUGCACUGCGGUUGAAAACAGUUUGAACAAAGCGAUAGAUACUUUCAAUCAAUGCAAAAACACGGGAAAAUCUCAGUUGACGGCCAGCUCAUCAGCAUUGACCAGAAAAGCAAGGACGAUCGGGGCUAAAACUUGGCAGCUUAGAGAUAUUCGCAAAGGCAGUGCAACCACUGAUACCUUUUUAUACCUAUUUCAGUCUCAGUUUUGUUCGCAAACUCAGGAAGUAUUUGCUUUUGAUAGAUCAGACGCAGUGUUGGUUUUCAAAGUUCAAGGAGAAUCUAUUACAAUGGACCGAAAACUGUCACUGUCAAAUCAAAGUAUUGGAGGCCGAUUUUGUAAAGUGUCGACUGAUAUUGGUCACUAG